CCAUACAAAAAUUCCUCACGUCGUGGACAGAUUUUGGUUGGAGUAAAAGCUCUCGCUUCACCUUUUCCUCUCUGUAGCUGCACAUAUAACUAUUACUCACACCCAUUGACAUUGUUGCUAGCAUAUUUAAACCAAAUUAUUAGCAUAUUACUUAGAUACAAAGUUUCAAUCAUCCGCAGAAGUCAGACCGAUCUCUGUUUAGUUUUCGCAAACGUUUGAAAAUGUUGAGCAGUGUUUCUCUCCGGGCUCAGAUCGCUUCCAUCAUAGAGGUACUUUCUAAAGCUGCGGUUUCAGAAAUUAGCAAAGUAGUCGACGAUGGCAUAGUUGUGUUACGUGUGGAAAUGUGUCGACGGGAAAAUGAAAUCAACGUCCUGAAAAAUAAUGUACAACAACUUGACAGCGAGCUUCGAAGAGCUCGAGGGAUUAAUGCUCGAAGACGCAUUCAUCACGGUCGAUCAGUUGCUGCUGAGAAUUUUAGGAGAGGGCCCGGUAAAAGUGGUACCACUUGUGAGGGGAAGACUUCGCUUGAAAAACUGCAGCCUGAGGAAGAUUUUAAUGAAAAGGAUGAAGGAGUUGGACCUGCAGAUGAGAUUCUGGUGAAGACUGAGCCAGGAGGAGAGGGUCAACAGGAAGAGCAGACUACAGGGAUAAAAGACAAGGAAGCGGCACGCAGCAGUGUUUUCUUUCCAGGGAAACCAUAUUUAGAGUCAGACGUCAGAGAGGAUAUGAUUUUACAGCUCAGACAGCAACCACGUCAUCGGCAGUCAGACGCGCUCAGGAGAACAAGCAACAGCACAGUACAGUCAAACCCAGACCCUCAAUGUGUAUUGGGUUCUGACCCAAAUUAUAAUAUGACAAGGAGAGCGAGCAACCAAAUAUUUUGCCAGGUUAAGAAACACUUCAUUUGCACACUGUGUGGAAAGAGUUUUGAACGUUACGGCCAUCUUGAAAGACAUCUGCGAAUUCAUACGGGUGAGAAACCGUACAGCUGUGACAUAUGUGGAAGGUGUUUCAACCAGAAGGGUAGCCUCAAAGGACAUCUGAAGACUCACAGAGUAUCGAUUGACGGACUAGCUAAUGAAGAGAAGCCUCUCCUGGAUGGACGUCAGUCUGAGGAAGAGCAGAUGAACGAGAAGGACGAAGUGUUCCAAACUGCUCCUCAGAUGCCCAUGAAGUCUGAGCCAGGGGAGGAGAAGGAUGCAUUCCAGACACUAGAUCAUAAAGCAGGAGAACAGACUGCAGGAAGAGCAGAACAGCACCUGGGUGAUGACUUGUCAACGUACGAGAGAGACGGCCGGCCGUGGAUGUGCAGUUCACAAGCAGACAACGAUAUGGAGACGAGCAAUUCAGAAUAUUUCAUCAGUUCAGGUCAGAACUCCCAGUGUCUCACUGAUCACUCUCCUGUACUUCCUGUCCCAGGAAGGGUGGAGGCGUCAUGUAGCAGUGGUUCAUCUCCAGGGAAACCAUAUGUAGAUGUCAGCGAGGAUAUGAUUUUACAGCUCAGACAGCAACAUUAUGGACCUUCAGACACACUCUUGAUAGCAAGUGAUGGUACAGUACAGCCAAACUCGCAGGUCGCGGACGGGGCUUCUCUGAACCAUCCUCCCAUCUUCUCCAGUUUUCCGGAGAGGAAGGUGAAAACCUUCCAAGGAGUCACCAAAGACAAGAAGUGCUUCAUCUGCUCAUUCUGUGGGAAGGUUUUUGAGCGUGUUGGUCAUCUGGAAAGGCACCAGCGAAUUCAUACGGGUGAGAAACCGUACAGCUGUGACAUAUGUGGAAGGUGUUUCAACCAGAAGAGUAGCCUCAAAGGACAUCUGAAGACUCACAGAGCAGACAAUGCUGACAUGCUAACGGGACAAUCUCUGCUUGAUGAUAAGAAGCCUGACUUUUAUCCUAGACCCUCGGAGAACCCAGAGGAACCGAGGGAUCAGCCCUCACCUGGUGAAGCACAGCCUAGCUCAGGACACAGUGAGGAGGAGGAGGAGGGCAGGGGGCAGGGGAUUGGUGGGGGGAGCAGAGAAAGAGAAGCAGUUUGAAUCCCAGAUACUCAGUCAGUCAGGACCUCAACACCAACAAAGCACAGAGCGACCAGAUUACCAGGACGACCCAGAGUAUGUCAUGGAUGAGAGGGAGAGUCAGCUGUGUAGAUCUUUCACAGAGAGGCACAGUGAUGAGAGGGAGAGUCAGCUGUGUAGAUCUUUCACAGAGAGGCACAGUGAUAUGGAGUCUGGAUCACUAAAUCCAGGUUGCUCCUCCGAUGCGACAAAGCAGCAGAACUCCCAUCCUGUUUCACCCAGUGUCAAAUAUCAUCACAGUCCUUUUGAUGGACUGCACCACCACCACGGGUUCUAUACGUCAGCUUCUAGACAGGUGGAACUUCAACACUUGUCUUUUCAGGAUGAGAAAGACAAGUUGGAUGUGAUUGAGCAAGAGCAGUAUGCAGGGGUGGUUCUCCAUGCAAGGAACAGGGAGGAUGGUGAUGAAACAGUACUACCUAGGUUUCAGGACCGGGUACCACCGUCACCACUACCUGUCGAGGAGGAAACAGCACUGAGAGCGUACAUCACACAACCAAACUACAGUCAAGAGGGGAUUUUAUUUGCCCUUGGCAUAGACAGUUUUGACAGUACAGAGGGAACCAGUGCCACUACAGACGACACAAGAAAUAGAUGUUUCAUAUGCUCCUUUUGUGGAAAGAGUUUUGAUCGCCAUAGUCAUUUUGAAAGACACCUGCACACUCAUACUGGUGAGAAGCCCUACAGCUGUGAGAUAUGUGGUAAGAAUUUCACUCAGAAGAGCAGCCUGAAAGCUCAUCAGAGACUUCAUAUAGGUUAAUCAAGGGCCAAAGAGUCUUGGUGUGUUCCAAAUGGCACCCUAUUCCUUAUUUAGUGCACUACUUUUUAGGGUAUGAAUUGCCAUUUAGGGGACACACUUACUGAAAGUUGUUUUGACCUCAUCAAAACUCAAUCAACACCAGUUAAUGAGUAUGGGACAUUUGGCUGCCAUUGUUAACACAUUGAUGGUGUUGCAACAGUUUAGAAGUCCAACUAAAUUGUGUUUCUAUUAAUUGAGAAUCAAUUCUCAUUUACAAUAGCGAUAUUCAAAUGUUGGUGUUACGUAAAAAGGAACAUUUGAGUAGUUCUUUGUUUAUGUCAUCAGGUAUCAUCUCUCCAAUAAUGUAAAAGUGUUUUUAAGAAAAACUUUCCUGCAUCAAAUGUAUGGAUCAUUGAUCCAAUUUAACAUGUAGGCUACAUAUCCAUAUUUGUUGGUUUGUGAAGACCUUGAUGGUAGGGUUGCCUCUUUAACCCUUGAUCAUGACUCUGUUGCAUUACAUUACACAUGAGUCAUUGGAGUAAGCGUCUUCUGUUCGGGGAUGUUUUAAGAGCCCAGACAUUCGGUCUGAACAUUACCACGCGUCGCUUGUGGUACAGUUUUGGAAGCAUAAGGAUCAUAUCAGCGAGAAAAUACAUUUUUAAAAGUUAAAUUGCUACCUUUUUUAUAGGGUUAGUGUUUCUACAAGGCUGAUUAGUGAUGAUCUCCUAACACCUGUGUGUAAAUUGAUGCCACCACAAACACAGAAAGAUACUGUCUUCUGCAACUGUAGAGGGUUUAUGUAUCUAGAACCAACUGCUGCGAUUGAGAAUAGAUUUACGUUUAGAUGGCGUAUUUGGCUGUUUUGGCUUCCAGACCCAAUUGGCCUCUAAACAGAACAUGGACAAUCAGGAGUAAAGUUAGGCUCCUUUAGUUCUUCAUUGGGCUAGGUUGUAGUUCAAAUGAUUGAGUUUUUUACUCUAGCUAUCUUAACCCAGGAAAAUCAACCUCAUUUAUUUUUGCUUUGAUUUUUUUUUGGGGGGUUUCUGCUUGUGGAUUUCUGAAAUAAAUGUAAAAUUGUGAACGUCUCAA
This is a messenger RNA of Oncorhynchus masou masou (cherry salmon), 3903 nucleotides long. Its product is annotated as oocyte zinc finger protein XlCOF8.4-like. The record is from RefSeq and is a predicted model, not a curated record. Gene Ontology annotation, biological process: regulation of transcription by RNA polymerase II; urogenital system development; embryo development. The transcript has 5 exons. Bases 222 to 2036 code for a protein of 604 amino acids. Gene Ontology annotation, molecular function: RNA polymerase II cis-regulatory region sequence-specific DNA binding; DNA-binding transcription factor activity, RNA polymerase II-specific. Lineage: Eukaryota; Metazoa; Chordata; Actinopteri; Salmoniformes; Salmonidae. Gene Ontology annotation, cellular component: nucleus.